This is a messenger RNA of Glarea lozoyensis ATCC 20868, 4647 nucleotides long. RefSeq lists its product as uncharacterized. The record is from RefSeq and is a predicted model, not a curated record. The transcript is spliced from 8 exons. NCBI's taxonomy places the organism in Eukaryota, Fungi, Ascomycota, Leotiomycetes, Helotiales, Helotiaceae. The coding region runs from base 1 to 4647 and encodes 1548 amino acids.
AUGCCAGCCAAAAAUAAGGGAAAAGGCUCUCAGACUGCCACCUCCUCGCCACCAACACUUGAUACAGAGUUCGAUAAGCUCGUCGCCUACUUACAAAAAGGAUGGACGACAGAUGGUGCAAUGCCGAAUUACACCAGCUACAGAGCAUUAGCAACCCUCCUCAAAAAGCAACGUACGAAUCUAGAUGCUGUAGAUCUGGAAGUCAUUCGACGAAUUGUACUCGCACUCGAGAGGGAUGAGCAAAACUUAUGCGAUCGCCUGCCACCUGCGGUACUGUGCAUAUUGAUCGAGGCGAUUUUGCAGGCAGGUUACUGUCGGGAAAGUGAGCGUGGUUUGUUUUUAUUGGCUGAUUGUCUUUGCCAUGUACCCCAGACGCAGGAUGCCCGAAAAAUAAUCCAAGACAGGAAGCAUACUAUCGGAGAGAAAUGUUUGAAUCUACUCAUGAAAGGAUUUGUUCAAGGACCCAACAAGGAUGACAUUCGGAGAUGGAUUGGUAUCCUCAUUAUCCAGUUAUUCCGCGGUGCACCCAAGAACAUCGAGAGGAUAGAGCUCGGGUCGAACGAACUACGGCAGCAACUUGGCCCUUUUUUGAAAGCGGAGAACAACGAGAUCCUAAGAAUUAUUUGCGGUGAAAUUAUUAGAGUUCUUGGGGGCGCUGGGGUUCAGAUAGAGUCACUAUGGCCCGCUGGCACGUCAAAAGAUGCUCUGACGAACUUUCCUACGUGUACAUCCCAGAACAAUAGCUGGAGCAAACAAUUUCAAGCCUACUUGGAUGUGACGUAUGAGACGCAGAACUCUGCGGUCGGUGGACAGAGAGGGCUCUUGUAUUUUGCAUCUGAGUACCGGACCACGCCAAAACAAGUGUUUAGAAAUAAUCAAGGUUGCUAUCCAGUUUGGUUAGACCUUGAAAAGGUCACAAUGUUUUCUCCGGACGACGGACAGUCAGUUAACCAUAUUCUCGAUAUUUCCCGCGGCACAAUCGUACGGAUCGUUCUCAAUGCACCACAGAAUUCGCAGCACGGGUCACAUGUCACCUUUGACUUGAAAAAGAGUUCUGAAUAUAGAUGUUCUUUAAAUGGUGCGGACGUCGAAUUGACAAGUGUACACAUUUUCGGAGACCAGCAUUUAGUGGCGCAAUUCGGAGAGGAGUAUUUAGCAACCUGCUAUGAUGAAGUGGAAUUGGUCGACCAGAGCGAGUUUGCCGGGGCUCGUCAAGAAGCAACGCCCCUCGACGAUGACUACGAAAAUGGAAUCCAUGAGAACGCGACACAACAAUGUUUCAUCACCAAAAGCCCAAUCGUUCUUCAGGCGGUACGGGAUGAAGUUGAACAGUCGAUUGACGGUGAGGCCGCGGAUGAUAAGGAAGGAGUUGAGAACAAAGAUUUGAUGGGGGAUUGGUUCCAGACAUUCGAGUCGCAGCCCAUAGCCAUUGACCAAGGCGACAAGCUAUUGGACGACAAUGACAUGAGUGAUAAGGAGUCUCAUGUGGUCUCUGAACAAAACGAAACGCUUUGGAAUGGGGACGUGUCUUCUGCUUCUGGUCUCACGAAUGUAAUAUCAAUCAAUAACAUACCUAAUGACGCAGAAAACAACACACUAAAUGAAACAAUCCAGCAAGUAUUACCAGACGAUGGGACAAAAAAUCACCCACCCUAUCAUGAGGCAGAAGACAACACUGAAGUUGAGGUAAACAGAAUUACCAUUGAGUCAAUUCAGGAGGAACACUCUGGAAAGAACGGCACGAAAUCUAGCAAUUUAUCAGCUUCACCAGCUGGAAGUGGUCAGGGAAAGUCGCACAUUCAUAUUCAAACGACGACAAGCAAGAAGCAACCACUCGCUUCGAUGAAAGGUAUCAAAUCUAAAGCGAAGACACCGAUCACUAUGAGCCAGAGCAAGGAAGCCAAAAAUGUCCCAUCAAAAGAGCAAAGUCAAUCUGCAAUCGAGAAAUCACGAAAGUCUAGAUCAUUGCCACAUGUCCAUGAAUCAGACAUGCAGUCAGAUGUCUUGUCUGAGGUCGAUGAGCAUGAUACUUCCACCCCAAAGCUCAGGAAGCAAAGAUCGACUCAGGCUGAAGCCGUCGCAAAAAGGAAAUGCCAACAAAGUAAAACAGCCGAGCGAAAGAGCGCACAGAUUGAGAAAAAUAUCACGCCUUCAACAACAAUCAAAUCUGACCCUAACUCUCUUGACAUUUUUGACGUGCCGCCAGGUGAAGAUCCGCGGCUGUCGAAGUUGAGUACACGAAGUCCAGUCAAAGCCACCAAGAAGAAGCCCAACAAGUCCGGAGCCGCAGGAAAAAGAAAGUCCGUAGCACAAGCCAAAUCCCAGCUUGAGAAACCAGCGCCGUCCAAAAAUGACCAAAACUUAGUUAGAACCUCUCAGCAGCCAGCGCGGCGUAGAAACCCGGCACGUAAAUCCCAGAAAUCACAGGAUGAGAUGGAUGGGACUGUAGUCGGUUCAACAACAGAGUUUGGCGUCGUCGAACGGCAAACUGUUUUGGUUACAAAAACCAAAGUCAUAAUUUCCAACACGGAGCAGGAGAUAAAUGUAAAUGCUACCGCUGUAGCGACACGUCCGUCAGAAAAACAAAGUCCGAACCAGACGCCGGUCAGAUGCGACGCGGUACAAUCCGGAUCUCCACCAAAAAAUGGAAAUAUACAAGAAGAUGACUAUGAAACUGUGCUCUCGGUAGCAAAUGGCGUGGAAUCGGAGCGUCGAAUCAAUACAAACGCUGCUAACGAGAAUUCGGCCAAGUCGACAAUGGCACAGAAAUUGACUCAACGUCUCUCGUCCGUAAUCGACGAGGACUGUCCAUCAGCUAACAAAUGCGUUGACCAAAAGGGGAUUGCGACUACAAAAGUCUUAGAGCCGAGCCCAAAGCGACCGAGUCCAACGCCUACGGCUCAGGAAACAGAUAGAAGCAUAGAAAAGUCUUCGGCGGAACGUUCAACAAGAUCGGUCGAAGCCAAGGUGAGCGUGGCCGAUGAUCAUUCAAAGGGCACCCGAAAACGCAAGGCUACACUAAGUGAAGCUUCGCCUUCGAAGGAAACCCGACAUAAGAGACAGUCUCAAGAGAAUGUGCCCAUCCGCCGAAGCCCUCGGAUACAAGCAAGCAAGAAAGAGAAACCGACAGAGACUGCUAAUAUGGAGACAUCUAAACUCCCCAUCACUGGCGUGCCAGAACAAAUCUUCCCGGCUCGAGUGAAGGAGGGCCCCCGAAAGAAAAUUGCCAAUAUUGCGAGCCUUAACACAACACCUAUUUCAAAGCCUCCUCUGCGAAGAAGUCCCCGUUUGGCUAAGGGUGAGGAGGAUGCUGAAGUGGCCGUGAGUAAGAGGCUAAUAGAUGAAAGUACGGCCCGCAAAGUGAGGAUGAUUGGUUUUGACAAAAAUGGGCCGAAGAAUCAAGGAACAACAAGUGCUCCGGCAGAUGCAUCUACCAAGAGAACGUUGUUCGCGACCAAGAGAAAGCUUGAUCCGGCAGAGCCUACCUUGGUCGUCCGCCCUUUGAAACGACAGAAUAGUAGCCCUGUUGAGCCCGAAUUGGAGAAGUAUGAUGGGGAAGAUAUGCAACCACAUCUUGCAAGCAGCCCCCCAAAGGGUACCUCAGGACAAGAUAAACCUAUUCCCCUUCUCAAUCGAUCCCGGUAUAGGCACGUGUCGAACUCGCAAGGCUCGCGAGUCACUCCAAAUGGCAGCCCUAGACCAACAGCUAGUGCAUCUAAGGUUGACCAUAUAAGCAAGAUUCAGGCAAAGUUGGACAAGACCGAGAUACCCGACGUGAAAGCGAAAGAAGUUACCAGCCAGCCUCCACUGGUCUUCCGAAGCGGCUCGACGUUUGGGCCUAAGAUUGCUCUAGGAACUCGCACGAAAUCACGACCCGCUUCUUUACAAGAAGAUGAAGAGGAAACGCGUUACGUCGCUCAUCACAAGACAAAAAGCGGGCAGUACGAGAACGUGAAAAGCAAAGAGCUUGUGACCGAACAGAAAACUUUGGCAGAUCCAUUUCUUGAAACCAAAGAGUCAAGGAUAACAAGCGAUUUCAACAAAAUUCUUCAGACGGCUACAACACGACAAAACCAACAAAGAGUUGCGCUUCCGAAUGGAAAAGUCUUUGGGGUCAAUAGCAAAAACAAACGAAAGGUAGACGACGAAAAUGAAGAGACCUUCGUAGCAGAGAAAUCAGAUUCGUCUGUUCCAAGUAUGAGUACCGACAACUCAUCAGAUGAUAUGGACAGCGAGGCAUCAAGAAGUCCACUAAAAGAGGUAUCUGCGAAAGAUACAUGGAAUAUUGCUCUUCGACCGCACUAUCGUACAUUCGCCGAUGCUGUACACCGAGUCGCAGAUGACAUGAUCAUUCGACUACAGGGUGAAGAGGAAAUUCUCGGUCUAAUAACGAAGCAAUAUCAGCAGAACGGGAAACAGAUGAUGAAUAGUGUUUUCCAUACCCGAAAACAGCAAAAGGCGGAGGUAGUGCGGGACUUGAUGGAGAAAAAGAAGGCUCUCCUGAACACUUACAACAACUCUCGAGGUUUACUCGCCAAAACUAGUCAGAUCCUGAAAGAGAACUCCAUCACGGAAUUCGAGAAGCAGUGGAAGACGAAGCAGGCGGGCAUCCAUGAGCAUCUUGCGAUAUGUCGUGAACAAGUAUGA